CACUGCCGACCUGGAGGUGGUGGUGGUGGAGGGGCGGGACCUGGUGGGCCCCGACCCUCACGCGGCCGUCGACUCCUACGUCAGGGUCUUCCUCCUCCCUGACAAGUCCACCAACAUGCAGACUCGGGUGUGCAGGAGAACCAACAAUCCCACGUACCGAGAGAGGUUCUUGUUUGCUCUGGAGGAGGAGGAGCCUCCACUCCGCGCCCUGGCAUUCUACAUGUACGCCUCGGACAAGUUCACCAACACGCUCAUCGGCGAGGCUCAGCUUAGACUCACAGACGUCGACCUCUCGACCCCCUGCGCCCUCGUCCUCCCUCUCACAGACAUGGGUCAGAAGGGUGUUGGGUAUGGAGAGAUAAUGUUCUCCCUAUCGUACUUACCUACGGCUGAGAGGCUGACCGUGGUGGUGGUGAAGGCACGCAGUCUCCACUGGACAGGAGAAAAGACUACAGCUGACCCCUUCGUUAAGGUGUAUGUGCUGCAGAACGGUAAGAAGGUGAUGAAGAAGAAGACGAGUAUCAAGAAGGACACCCGUUCACCGGUGUUCAACGAGGCUAUGAUCUUCAGCGUUCCGGCCCCCGCACUUCACAAUAUCCAGCUGCGGGUGACGGUGGCCGAAUACAACAGUGAAGGAGGGCAGGCCAGGUCGGUGGGUCACGUGAUUGUCGGAACACAGGCUACUGGGAAGGCCCUCUCCCACUGGAACCAGAUGAUGUCCGCUCUCAGGAAGCCCAUCGGUAUGUGGCACCCGCUGCGACGGUAAUGCCUGUCAGGACGGUAGGCCAGGAGCGAGAGGAACCAAUCCUAAGAAAGCCAUUGAACGCUUCCAAGGAGGUUGUUUAAUGAAGCAGGAAAUUCGACAGAAGCAGUUUCAAGUUCGGUUGUGCUGAAGAACUGAUUAAGUAUUACCAAGACACUGGUUAAUAGUUUAUCAAAGUCAUAUCUCCUGUAGGUGUAUAAGGGGUGGUCUAUCUCGUGUACGGCUUUGUGCGAGUUGCCUGGAGAGGGAUGUUAGUGGUAGCUUCAAGAGUGGGUAUGUUACGGGUGAGAAUUGGUAUACUGUGGUAACCAUUUGAGAAUAAAUAUUAAACAAACCUUAGGUAAAGAUAGAUAAAUUACACAACAGUUGUUACAGAUAUGUGAACAGACAUAGGUUCAUUACACAAAUAAGUCAAAUUAAAUGGAUCAUUACAGAGAGCACGAAUAAAAAACACAAUUGACAAUAUUUAAUAGCAAUUACGGAAAGUAUGAAAAAAUAGUCAACAAAGCCAGCAGGCUUUGUUGCCAAGCACCGUUCAGGAAUAUCUAUAUUUGGAGAAGAGGUCGUCGCAAGGUGUAACAUACAUGGAGUCUGCUCUGUUCUCAUGGGAUUAAUGUCAUAAAAAGAUUUGUUUUAGAGGAUUGUGAUACGUGAAUUUAUAUGAGGGUCGAUAUCACUCUAGUGGCCUCGAAGGGGAGGAAGCCAGCGCCUUGUCAAAGGCCAUCUCAAUGUUAAGAAGGAUUUUUCUCAACAGCAUUUUGAUCUAGAGUGUCUCAAUAUUGGAGGUUCAAGUGUUAUUACCUGAUCUUGUUGGUUGAAGGAGUUAUAGAGGCCAGUGGUGACAUGAUGAUUCAAGGAGUUAUAGAGGCCGGUGGUGAAAUGCUGGAGGAGUUAUUGAGGCAAGUGUUGACAUAAUAGCUGGAGGAGUUAUAGAGGUCCGUGGUGACAUGAUGGCUGGAGAGGUUAUAGAGGCAGGUGGUGACAUGAUUGCUGGAGAGGUUAUAGAGGCCGAAGGUGACGUGAUGGCUGGAAGAGUUAGAGGCAGAUGGAGACGUGAUCGAUAGAGGAGUUAUAGAGACAGGUUGUGAGAUGAUAGCUGCAGGAGUUAUAGAGGCAAGUGGAGAUAUGAGAGCUGCAGGAGUUAUGAAGGCAGGUGAUGAGAUGAUGGCUGGUGGGGUCAUAGAGGCCGAUGGUGACAUGAUGGCUGGAAGAGUUAUAGAGGAAGGUGGUGACAUAAUGGUUCGAGGAGUUAGAGGCAGCUGGUGACGUGAUGGCUGGAGAAGUUAUAGAGGCAGAUAGUUACAUGAUGGCUGGAGAAGUUAUAGAGGCAGGUAGGGAAAUGGAUAGCGGGGUUAUAUAGGCAUGUGUUGACAUGAUGGCUGGUGUUACUGAGGUGGGGUGGUGACAUGCCAGCUACAGGAGUUAUAGAGGAAGGUGGUGAAAUGAUGGCUGUAGAAGUUAGAGGCAGGUAGUGACGUGAUGGCUGGAGAAGUUAUAGAGGCCGAUGGUUACAUGAUGGCUGGAGGAGUUAUAGUGGCAGGUGGUGAAAUGGUGGAUGGUGGGGUUAUAGAGGCAAGUGAUGCCAUAGUGGCUGGUGUUAUAAGAGGUGGGGCGGUGACAUGCUGGACACAGGAGUUAUAGAGGCAGGUGGUAACAUGAUGGCUGUAGAAGUUAUAGAGGCAGGUGGUGAAAUGAUGGCUGUAGGAAUUAUAGAGGCCGGUGGUGACAUGAUGGCUGCAAGAGUUAUAGAGGUAGGUGGUGACAUGAUGGCUGGAGGAGUUAUAGAGGAGUUAUAAGGUGAUGGUCCUUAUAGGAGUCGGUGGUGACAGUCCUUAUAGGAGUCGGUGGUGACAGUCCUUAUAGGAGUGGGUGGUGACAGUCCUUAUAGGAGUGGGUGGUGACGGCCCUUAUAGGAGUGGGUAGUGACGGUCCUUAUAUGAGUGGGUGGUGACAAUCCUUACAGGAGUGGGUGGUGACGGCCCUUACAGGAGUGGGUGGUGACGGCCCUUACAGGAGUGGGAGGUGACGGCCCUUACAGGAGUCGGUGGUGACGGCCCUUACAGGAGUGGGUGGUGACGGUCCUUACAGGAGUGGGAGGUGACGGCCCUUACAGGAGUCGGUGGUGACGGCCCUUACAGGAGUGGGUGGUGACGUUCCAGUGAGGAGGAAAUCGUGAUUCCUAAAAGAAAGGGACGGCUACGGUUCUUGAAGGAGGUGAUAAUGACAGUGCCUUUAGUAAAUGGUUGUCUUGUUGUUGUGUUGGAAUAGGUGGUGGUGUGCCUGGUCUUCUCUGGAGCACGAGAAAGUGAUUGGGUAAAUCACUUUAUAGUUUAUAGGGUAGAGGUGAUUUUUAGUAAACCUUCGAUGGACGUCGUUGACCGAGGCUGCAUUGAUGUAUGUUGUCAUGCUGGGAAGAAACUAUGUGAUAUAAAAUGAUUUCGUGUUGAAUAUACUAACGGAAUAUAUAUAUAU
Procambarus clarkii (red swamp crayfish) is the source of this 3235-nucleotide messenger RNA. NCBI's taxonomy places the organism in Eukaryota, Metazoa, Arthropoda, Malacostraca, Decapoda, Cambaridae. The record is from RefSeq and is a predicted model, not a curated record.